AUGGGAGGUAUAGAGCAAAGCAGUCUUUACAUUAAAGUCAGUCCGUCCUUUAACAAAUCCAUGAGGACAUCGGCAACCAUAUAUGUUGACGAGGAGCUAAGAAAGCCUCUAAUGUCUGAGCUAGAGGCUGGGAAGGGCUUAUCCUCCAUCGGUCAGAUAUCCGAUGUCUGCUCCUUGCCGGGGCUCAUUGGCGAUGUCAUAGGACUGCCAGACAUACACACGGGGUAUGGAUUCCCCAUCGGAUCCGUUGCUGCAUUUGACAUAAACAACCCAGAGUCGGUUGUAAGCCCUGGAGGUGUGGGAUACGACAUCAACUGCGGGGUUCGGGCGCUAAGAACCAAUCUCGACAUCGGCGGGUUCAGGGGAAAGGCAGAUGCCCUUGCCGACGAGCUGUUCAACAUAAUACCCACUGGAAUGGGUAGUGACAGGAGAUCAAGGAUUGGGCUAGACGUGCUGAACUCGGUUCUAGAGCAAGGACUGGGCUAUCUGCUGAAAUCAAAGGAAAUAUCUGACGAGGACGUCGAGUAUUGCGAGAGCAAUGGAUGCAUGGCUGGAGACAGCCGCUUUGUCGGUCAGAAGUCGAAGGGCAAGGGAUUGAAUCAGCUUGGAACCCUUGGGUCUGGAAACCACUAUCUCGAGGUGCAGUAUGUCGACGAGGUGUAUGAUGCAGAAAAGGCAGGCAUAAUGGGGAUAGGGAAGGGGCAGAUUGUCGUGAUGAUACACACUGGAAGCCGAGGCCUUGGGCACGGAGUGUGCCAUAGCUCGCUGAUGAAGAUGGCAGGAAAGGCUUUGGAUUGUAGUCAACUUGCAUGCUCCCCCUAUAACUCGAAAGAGUCUCAAGAAUACCUUCUCUCUAUGGGAUGUGCAGCAAACUUUGCCUUCGUCAACAGAGCGAUGGUAACCGAAAAGGCCAGGCAGGCAUUUGGAAAGGUAUUUCCGGGGUCAAGGCUUGAGCUGGUCUACGAUGUUUGCCAUAACAUUGUAAAGAUAGAGAAGCACAGGGUUCAUGGGGUGGAGUAUGACGCGAUUGUGCACAGGAAAGGGGCAUCCAGAGCAUUUCCUCCGCACCAUCCAGACAUUCCGUGGAAGUACAGGGAGAUAGGACAGCCUGUAGUGGUGGGAGGGUCGAUGGGAACGUACAGUUAUAUUCUGUGUGGAUCAGAAAAGUCCAUGGACCUGAGCUUUGGGUCGACAUGCCAUGGGGCAGGACGUGUCCUUUCCAGAAGCAUGUCAAAGACCCUGUUUACCCAUGAGAGCGUCUGCGAUCUUCUAAGGAGCAGGGACAUAGUAUUCAGGUGUCCAAGUGACCUUGGGGUCGUUGAAGAAGCGCCUGGGUGCUACAAGGACGUCAAUAGAGUUGUUGACCUAAGCGACAGGGUCGGGCUGACAGAAAAGGUUUGCCGUCUCAAGCCAUGCCUGGUCAUUAAAGGCUAG
Encephalitozoon cuniculi GB-M1 is the source of this 1434-nucleotide messenger RNA. RefSeq lists its product as uncharacterized. NCBI's taxonomy places the organism in Eukaryota, Fungi, Microsporidia, Unikaryonidae. Gene Ontology annotation, cellular component: tRNA-splicing ligase complex; nucleus. The record is from RefSeq and is marked provisional. Bases 1 to 1434 code for a protein of 477 amino acids. The transcript has a single exon. Gene Ontology annotation, molecular function: RNA ligase (ATP) activity. Gene Ontology annotation, biological process: tRNA splicing, via endonucleolytic cleavage and ligation.